AUGGCUCGCGGUGCGAAGAGGACGAGAGGAAAGAAGGAUUCGACGACGAGGAUCAGCAAGACGGUUGCCGACUUCAUUCAGGCACAUCUCGUGAGGCCAAAGGAGAAGAAACGAUCAACAGUCGCCGAAGUGAUCGACUUAACGUCGGAUGGUGAAGAAGACGUUAAAAUGGAUGAUGGUCGAACGGCGUCACACUCUUUUGUUUCGGAUGGCCUUCUAACGGACGAGGCUGCAAAGAUCAAGAAGAAGGUCGAGCUUGAGAAUCCUCCGAGCUGGAGCGACGAGGUGACUGACCUAGAGCCGAAUGGGGAAGCCCCCGGGGAUGGACUGGAUGUGGUUGGAGGCGCCACUCCCACUCAACAUGAACUUGGCCAGGAGUUGGUGGGUGAAUUAGUGGAUCUUGUAAUCCCAAAAUACGAUCACUUGGUACUGCCGGGCGAUGGGAAAUCGGGACUUUUGCUCUCCGAUUUCCCGAUUGCACCGAUGAGGAGAAUGGCGCAGUCGAUUGGAUGGGGCGCCGCUUCGGGGCGAUUGGCUGGCAAAAGCCGCUCGGGUUCGAGCCCCGGAAGCGGAAUGAAUUUUGUACAGAACACGAAAUGG
This is a messenger RNA of Mesorhabditis belari, 600 nucleotides long. The record is from the annotation of a GenBank genome assembly. NCBI's taxonomy places the organism in Eukaryota, Metazoa, Nematoda, Chromadorea, Rhabditida, Rhabditidae.